AAAAAAACAACUCAGUUUAUAAGUGGUUAGAGGAGUACACAAAGCUGUAGGAGUGCAUCGACUGUAUUGUAGACUAGUAAUUUAUCUUAAACAUAAACAAAUGGAGAGAGGAGAGGUGUAGUAUGCUAUAAGAGCAUACCGAUAUGUAUAUCAGAUUAAUGGUCUCGUGGCAAGCGGAUGGAGGUGACAAAAAAAAAAAAAAAAUUUCAAAGCACUAGCUGCAUCCGUUUUUGUGUUACGUGCAAUUUUCGGAGAAUCUGUAUUACGCGGUAUCCUCCUGCGUGUCAUUCUGUGGCUGAUGGUAGUAGUUAUUGUUAGAAAUGUACAUAUCAGUGUCGAGUUAUACACCAUUAAUACGACAUUCACCAUACACACGGUUAACUAAUGUAUUAAUUUUUCAAUAGUUGUUAUCAUGUCGUUUGUAUGCGGUUGUGGGUCUUCAUUUGUCGAUAGUACUGGUUUGAAUGUUCAUUGUAGUAUGAAUCAGGGUCACCGUCAAACUGUUAUUUCAGGGAAACGAUAUUUGUCUGCGCCUGCGGGUAGGGUGACCAAACGCGCGUGCAUGCACGUUGCAGGGACCGGCUUUGUUCCGAUAGAAUCUGCACUACGCGGUCGAGUUAUACAUUAUUUUUUGAAAAAUGAAACGACUAUUGACGAAAUUGACGAUUUUAUUCGAUACGUGAGUGACGAUUUAACCACCGUACUAAAUGACGUCACCAAGCACGGUAUAAUAAAAUUCAACGUUGUACUGCACACAACUUACAUACACCAAGUUAUGGGUGAAAUGAGAGACGUAUCGUUUAAAACGCGUAACAAAACUGUCGAUUCAGGUACCGUAUAUGCCGCCGUUUUUGAUGGAAUCACGGAGAAGCUCGUGUACGAACAACAGGAAAUGGAGACCCGAGGUAGCGGGUGGUCGCUAUUAUUCAUAGACGGACUGCUGUUGAGAGUCACGAAAAUUACACCAUUUAGCGGUGACUCGUACGUUGAACUUCCACAGUGUAUCAAACAAAAAUUUGCGGUCAUAAACGUAAGAAACGCCGACCAGCAGUGUUUUAAAUGGGCGAUUUUAUGUAAGUACAACAAGAACAAAAAAAAUAAAGAUCAAUGGAAUGCAGGUUACAUUGAUCUGGAAAAAUCCACAAAUAUACGUUUUGAUGGCUUGACAUUGACUUUCCUACACCAUUGAAACAAAUUAUUCGAUUUGAACGUAAUAACCCGUCAAUGUUGAUCAAUGUAUUUGCGUUGGACGAUAAAAAUAACGUGUAUCCGUUGCGUAUCACUAAAUCGCGUACGAGCACCGAUCAUGUUGAUUUACUUUACGUUACCGAGCCGGGAAACAGCCACUAUUGUUAUAUAUCAAAUUUCUCGAGACUCGUGUCAAAACAACGAACCGAGGGCAAACGACAGGAGUACUAUUGUAAACGUUGUUUAAACGCAUUUACCAAUCAACCGUUAAAGACUCAACCGAGCGGACAAGCGGGGGUGGAUGAGCACAUUAAAAUGUGUGGAAAG
Daktulosphaira vitifoliae (grape phylloxera) is the source of this 1515-nucleotide messenger RNA. RefSeq lists its product as uncharacterized. The record is from RefSeq and is a predicted model, not a curated record. The transcript is spliced from 2 exons. The coding region runs from base 413 to 1189 and encodes 258 amino acids. NCBI's taxonomy places the organism in Eukaryota, Metazoa, Arthropoda, Insecta, Hemiptera, Phylloxeridae.